This is a messenger RNA of Chionomys nivalis (European snow vole), 1041 nucleotides long. Its product is annotated as hemogen-like. The transcript has a single exon. Gene Ontology annotation, biological process: regulation of osteoblast differentiation; cell differentiation. The coding region runs from base 1 to 1041 and encodes 346 amino acids. Gene Ontology annotation, cellular component: nucleoplasm. Lineage: Eukaryota; Metazoa; Chordata; Mammalia; Rodentia; Cricetidae. The record is from RefSeq and is a predicted model, not a curated record.
AUGGACUUGGGGAAGGAGCAAUCUUAUAUGAAGCACUUCCAGACACCUGACAGCCAUGCAAAAGAGACCCAUGCUCCAGAUGUCAUUGGAUCUUGGUGUUUACGAAAUAGAGAACAACUCAAGAAAAGAAAAGAUGAAGCCCAAAAGAAGCUAAUGGUACAAUGGCACCUUGGAGAACAGAAGAAAAAUAAAAGGCGGAGAUCAAGGAAAGUAAAUCAAAGAGGUCAAAAGAGACAACAAGAUUUAGAAGAAAAGCCUAAGGCUCUAUUACAAAUAGAAGAGGAAACCCAGGUGGCGUCUGCCCAGAAAGAAACCCAGAACUCUGGAAUGGAAGCCCUUACAUAUUUAGGCUCUUCUCCAAAAAAUGUGUCUGAAGAAUAUUAUUUAGAAACACACCAAGAAAGCCUUACCUGUGGGGAGGAUUUGGCUUGCUACCAGGAUAUAUCAGUAUGGAAUGACUUUUCUGAAACAGAUCAAUAUUUGACUGGAGACCUCUAUCCUAAAUUGUGCCAAGAAAUAGCUGAACUUCAAGAACAUUCUUCAAUAGUAUGUGAUAUGACUGAACCUGAAGCCCUCUCUCUUAAAACAUGUGAAGAGACAAUGUUUCCCAAAACUCCAACCUGUAACAUAUCUGAAGAUACAACUGAAAGUCCUCAGUGUUCAGCAUCUAAAUCAGAUGUGCUUGAAGACUCUCCUAACAACACAUGCCAAAAAUCACAAGGACCAGACAAAUUCAUUUUUGAACCAGAUUCAGAAACAACUAUGACUGAAGGCUUCUUCACCCAUCUUGAAGAAAUAGCCAUGUCUAAAGAUGUUUCCCCCAAAGCACAAGAAUCAGUUGGACCACAAUAUCUUUCACAUGAAAUAUACAAAGAAAUUACUGCACAUUAUGGACUCAUCCAAGGAACAUCUCUCACUAAAGAACAUUCAUUUGAAACAUGUCAAGACAUUUGUGUAGCUGAGAAAUAUUCAUAUGAAGCCUAUCAUAAAUUGCCUGGGAAUGAAGACCACUCUGCUGAAACAUGUAAGAACAUUGACUGA